GACAAAUUACAGUUUUAUAUUGGUAUAUAAUGUUCUCAUUGUUUUUCAAUUAUAUUUACAGAACUGAGAAACCCAUGGCUAUGGCUUCUCUUGGGAAUCUCUACAAUAUAUCAUCAGUUCUGUUACUUCAAGGCUUGGAAUUGCCUCUGGUGGCCAGUCUUCCUGCAUUCCUCUUUGCCAUGCUAAGCUAUAUGAUCAUUCUUUUCUGCAACUUUAUUCUGCUGAUCACCAUCAUUUUGAAUAAGAGCCUACAUCAGCCGAUGUAUCUACUGCUGUUAAACCUACCCAUCAAUGACAUUGUGGGAUCCACAGCCCUUCUUCCACAAAUAAUCAAUGAGCUCAUGUGGGACACCAGAACCAUGGAGUUUUCAACAUGUGUUACACAAGCAUUCUUUAUACAUGUAUAUGGAGUAGGUGCAGUGUUGAUUUUGAGUGCUAUGGCAUAUGACAGAUACAUGGCCAUAUGUUUACCUCUAAGGUAUAACACAGUCAUGACCCAUGGCCAUAUCAUGAAAGUAAUCUCUGUUGUAUGGAUUCUUAAUUUUAUUUUAAUAGCUAUACUUUUUUACCUCCUUCUGCGUUUGCCUCGAUGCAAGUCUCAAAUGACUCACUCAUAUUGUGACAACCCUUCUCUUUUGCAGCUGGUUUGUGCAGAUACAACUGUUAACAAUAUCUAUGGCCUCCUUAUCACAGCUAUCACCCAAAUAAUUGGAGUGGGACUUAUAUUAUUUACUUAUCUUCAGAUUCUUGUGGCCUGUUUUAGAAACAAGAGGUCUGACACAAGAAGCAAAGCUCUGCAAACGUGUGCCACCCAUUUAAUAGUCUUUCUCAUCUUAGAGUGUUUGGGACUGUUUACAAUAAUUUCCUACAGAUUGAAAGACUUAUCUUCAAGUUCCAGAAGAUUUAUAGGGGUUACCACCCUCAUUUUCCCUCCAAUCUUGAAUCCAAUAAUCUAUGGCCUUAAAACCAAAGAAAUCAGAAUGAAUAUUAUGAAGUUUUUUUGGCAAAAGGUUUUACCCUUUUAAACAAUGCCUGCUCUGGUUUCAUAGAUGAUUUAAAAGAUAUGUACUCCUUUCUCUGUACAGAAAUUUAUCUUAGCAAUCUGUUCAUUUGUUUUUACAGCUAGAUCUGCCAGCUUGUUUUUUUUUUCUUUAUAUCUUGAACAGAUGUGUACACACACACACACACACACACACACACACACACACAACUCAGAGGAGCCUUAAUGUUCUUCUGGAUUAGCAGUGGUUUUCACCUCACCACUCUUCCAUGGAUGCCAUUUUUGCCCAGUGGCUUUUUGGAGUCAUGAAUAGUGACCUUUAUUGAUGCAAGAGAGGCCUGUAGGUCAUUUGAUGUUGUCCCUGUGUCUUUUGUAACUUCCUGGAUGAGUAGUCGCUGUGCUCUUGGAGGGAUUUUGGAAGGUCGCCCACUUCUGCAAAGGUUCACUACUGUGCAGAGUUUUUCCAUUUGGAGAUAAUGGCUGUCACUGUGGUUCUUUGGAGUCUCAGACUGAUGUAUUUCAAUCACCUUCUUCCUCAUCAUUUCUGGAAAUUCUUUAAAUUUUGGAAUAGUGUGUUACUGAGUGAGACCUCUUAAGCAACUUCAUGCUGUUGAAAUGUUAUAUUUAAGUGUUGAUUUGAUUGAACAGAGUUUGCAGUAAUCAGGCCUGGUUGUGUCUAGUCCAGCUGAACCCCAUUAUGAAUGCAGUUUGAUAGAUUUGGGGAAUUAGUAACUAUGGGGUCAAAUACAUUUUCAUAUAGGCCCAGUUGGUUCAAUAAAUAACUAUCAUUUAAAAACUGUAUUUUGUGUUUACUCAGGUUGCCUUUGUUUUAUAUUACAUUUUGUUUUCAUUUCUGAAACAAUUUAUUGUUUAUUUAUUGUUUAUAAUAUUUAUUAUUAUUUACUACGAGAUAUAGACAAAAACAGAAGAAAUCAGAAAAUACUUUUUCACAGCACUGUACUUAGUGUAUUCACCAAAGAUAUUUGGGUAAGAUCAUUAGUGUGAUAUACUAUACAUGGUUGAAUGUUUCUAUAAUUUAUGUGUAAUUAUCACUGUAACCCGCAGAUGAACUAAUUAGAAAGGUCACAGCAAUGUCUGAAAA
Messenger RNA from Ictalurus furcatus (blue catfish), 2102 nucleotides. Its product is annotated as olfactory receptor 52B2-like. The transcript has a single exon. The record is from RefSeq and is a predicted model, not a curated record. Gene Ontology annotation, molecular function: G protein-coupled receptor activity; olfactory receptor activity. Lineage: Eukaryota; Metazoa; Chordata; Actinopteri; Siluriformes; Ictaluridae. Gene Ontology annotation, biological process: G protein-coupled receptor signaling pathway. The coding region runs from base 30 to 1025 and encodes 331 amino acids. Gene Ontology annotation, cellular component: membrane.